CAUUAGCAUACGUGACAUCACAUGCCCGGGAUAAAUAAGAGGGGGCUUUGACCAUGGCUCAGGACCACUCUGUCUUGGGACUUCAGCUUCUCAUCUCCUUUCUUUCCGCUCCUCCAGCUCCUACUCUCCAAGAUGACCGAGUUCUCAGCGGACCAGAUUGAGGACUUCAAGGAGGCUUUUGGUCUCUUUGACAGAAUUGGUGACAGCCAGGUGGCCUACAACCAGGUGGCCGACAUCAUGCGCGCUCUGGGCCAGAACCCCACUAACAAGGACGUUAAUAAAAUUCUGGGUAACCCAUCCGCUGACGAUAUGGCCAACAAGAGGCUGAACUUCGAUGCUUUCCUGCCCAUGCUGAAGCAGGUCGACGCCCUCCCCAAGGGUACCUACGACGACUACGUUGAGGGUCUGCGCGUCUUCGACAAGGAGGGCAACGGCACAGUCAUGGGCGCUGAGCUGCGUAUCGUGCUGUCCACCCUGGGAGAGAAGAUGAACGAGCAAGAGAUUGAUGCCCUCAUGGCCGGCCAGGAGGACGAGAACGGCAGUGUGCACUAUGAGGCUUUCGUCAAGCACAUCAUGUCUGUGUAAGAGGCCAGCAGUAGGGGUGCUGAACGAACUGUAGCCCACCUACAGACAGCCCAACAGUGUUCAGGACAUCUACACUGUUUCAAAGACCAACCAAGGAAAGACAAGGACUAUGUACAAGGGAUGUUGAAGCAAACCCAUCUUGUUGUUUAUUUUGUUUUCCUUUACACUUCGUCUCAAACCCUCCUCUCUCGGGACAUCACCAUCAUCUCUCCAAUGUAGACCCCCCAUCACUCGGCCUCUACUCCCCCCCGGGGCGUGUCUCCACUCUCCGCAUGGGGUGAGGAACGGGGGAGAAGGGGUGACCGCUCAUCAAGUGAGGGUUGAUCCCUCCCAUCCCACCGCCACCUCAUUCAGUCACGCCACCACUGGCCCAGCAAUGCCAAAGGUGCUGGAGAAUGGUUGUGGAUUGACCGCCAAAAGUCUCCCACCUCCCUGAAAAGUUUUAUUUAUUUUCACUCUGUUCAUUUCAGAAUAAACUUUUCCAACGUACAUCCCA
This is a messenger RNA of Lates calcarifer (barramundi perch), 1081 nucleotides long. It is a transcript of the gene mylz3, whose product is annotated as myosin, light polypeptide 3, skeletal muscle. Gene Ontology annotation, cellular component: contractile muscle fiber; myosin II complex. The record is from RefSeq and is a predicted model, not a curated record. Gene Ontology annotation, molecular function: calcium ion binding. Bases 133 to 585 code for a protein of 150 amino acids. Lineage: Eukaryota; Metazoa; Chordata; Actinopteri; Centropomidae. The transcript has 6 exons.